Messenger RNA from Didymosphaeria variabile, 666 nucleotides. RefSeq lists its product as uncharacterized. The transcript is spliced from 3 exons. NCBI's taxonomy places the organism in Eukaryota, Fungi, Ascomycota, Dothideomycetes, Pleosporales, Didymosphaeriaceae. Bases 1 to 666 code for a protein of 221 amino acids. The record is from RefSeq and is a predicted model, not a curated record.
AUGAAGGUCUACGCUGCUGUCGCUGCUUUGGUUGCGCUCGCCCAAGCUAACCUCGACGUUGUCACUCUUAACGUCAAUGGCGACAACUACAUCACCGAAGCCAACGCUACCCUCGUCCUGGGCAAAGCACCAAGCCCACAGGGUUCUGGGGAUGCCGCACUCUGGAGCGCCAUUAUGAUGGACAAGCAGGACUUCCUGCAAGGAGUCACGCAGAACUCUGCUGCAGACUACUGGUGUGCCAACAUGCCAGCUACUCAAUGGUGCAACUUCGCAUACACACUGGUCGGCUCGCAAGUCACCGCCGGCAAAGCUGUGCCCGCGUCUCCGGGUUCAAAGGUCAAGACGACCUACAAGCUCAACUCGAGCACUCAGCUGUGGGACCAGAACGUGUACAUUGACGGCAAGCUCGUUUCUACCGUUAAUACUAGCAAGGGGCAGCACGGCAAGAUCUUCUACAUCUCGCUCGAGUGUGCUCAAGGCACUUGCGCCGCUGCUAGCGCUCACAGCUGGGAAGAUGUCACCAUUGUGCUGAACAAGGCCGACACGAGCUUCAAGCACUCGGGCAGCUGGGAGUACGGUGCGACUGGUGGCGAGAUGUCUACGUCUGACAACGGCAAGACCUGGAAGCUUAGCACCUUGUCGAUUCCGCAGACCGUCCCUCAGUAA